AAUAAUAAGAAUACAAGUAUUGUCCUUAGUUUUAUUCGUCAAGUUAUAACUAAUAGGAGAAUUUUUUAAAAUGGUUAUAACAGAGUUGCGUUUACUAUUAGCACUGAAAAUCUAUAACCAAUCUAUAAACCAUGCAAUAAAUUUGAAAACUUGCAAGGAAUUUUCUCAGUCAUUAUAUAUUGUGACUCACACUAUUUCUUCUAUUUUUUAACUUUAAUUUUUAAACUUAAUUUUUAUGUAUUGAUUUCAAAAAGUAAUAUUUUUUAUCAAAUUGAAUUAUUUGAAGAACUUUGGUUUUUAAGAAACAAAGAUUUAGAAAUAAAAAGAAUAUUGUUUCCAUAUCUUAAAGUAUUUUGCUCAAUAGCGAUAUUAUCUAAAAAAUGUUCUAGAUAAAACCAUAUAUAAUUUUAUCUUUUAUCUAGAUAAAUUAAAACAAAAUUAUUUUUAACUUGUUUAAGAUACAUUUAUCUUAUCUUUAUUUACAUUAUUUCAAGUUAUCUAAUUGUAAGUGCACUGAAUGUGCGUAGAAUGCGAAUUGAUGCAUCCUAUAGACAUGUCGUGAAUAAUGCUUGAUGCUUUUAUCAUGCUUUAGCACAUUCAUCGUUUUAUUAUCUUUUUUCGUUAAAAAGACGAACAUCGAUAUGUUUAUUCAUGCUGCCCCAUUAAGAAUCGCGAUGUAUUUACAUCGAUUAGAUGUAGAUAUAGUACACGCGUAUCGUCUAAAAAUGUGUGGACGUAUGAUAUCAUCAGUGACGUCAUCUUUGGUACCGCGCUCAAAACGCAACGCUUCAGUCAGACGCUGACGGCCGAUGUGCAACAACGUGUUUUCUUCAGACCUAUCAUUAGAACGAGACGACGAUGUCCCACUCAGUGACGAUUAGAACGCAAACAGUAACGAGCAGCUCGUCGACGAUUGUUAUUAACACUGGUUACUUAAAAACUUGGAGCGGUAUUUUAAAAUUGCUGCAAGUGGCCCUGGGCAUAGUUUGCGUAGGAAUCGUUGGUCACGAAUUUAUUAACGUUUAUCGAACUACCGCAGAGCUAUUCUUCCUUCUCAUAACGACUACUUUUAUGAUUAGUACUUUCAUCCUUCUUCUCAGUUGUCUGACGUCUUUUUCUACUGCAUCUAUUCUAUCUAAAACUAUCCAUGAACUCAUUUAUCAUUCCAUUGCAUUUGGAUUGUUACUUGCCGCCUCGUUGACGCUCAUGGUGCACAUCAAUAACUAUAGGAGAUAUAACUAUGAGCUGUUAUUAGGCGCUUCCAUUUGCGGUCUGGUGAACGCGGGUUUGUAUCUCUUCAGCACAAUCAUUGCCCUUCGUACUUAUAGAGGGAUCUAAGCGCUCAAGUUAUGCGAUUUUUACUAACAAAAACAGAUUCUUCAUGUAUGAAUCGCGGCAAAACGUUUUACAAGAAAAGCCUGUUUUAGGAAUUUUAUUUAAUUAAAUUAAUACAAGUUCUACAACGAAUUUUGACUGCCAGACAAUAUUCAAUACUUGGCGAGUAUUGAAAAAAUACAGAAGAAUAUUUUUAUAUUUCAUAUUUUAUGAAAUUGUUGUAUCAUACUUUUUACUUUUAUAUACUGAUGAUUGGUUUUCAGAAAUUGCGAGGUUGUAAUACUCACUAAAUGUUAUUCGUGUUAUCUAAACGUAAUUUAAGCUUAGAAAAUCAUACUUUUGAUAAUAACAUAAAAAUUAAAGUAAAAACCAUACGAUCUUCACAUUACUUCAUAUCUUAUCUCAACUUUAUGUUGGGUAUAUUUUGUGUCAAUAAUGCGUAUCAAAAAUGCGCUAUUUACAUUUAUUUUGUGAGCUCGCUAUGAUUGUGUGAUGUUAAUCAAUAUUCUUUCAGAACCUUUACUUAAUGUAAACGUAUUUAUUUUAUAUGCGUAUGUAAUAUUUAUAUUUCUCGAAUAAUAAAUAACCGAAAAAGAA
Messenger RNA from Solenopsis invicta (red fire ant), 1932 nucleotides. RefSeq lists its product as uncharacterized. The transcript is spliced from 5 exons. NCBI's taxonomy places the organism in Eukaryota, Metazoa, Arthropoda, Insecta, Hymenoptera, Formicidae. Gene Ontology annotation, cellular component: membrane. The coding region runs from base 859 to 1338 and encodes 159 amino acids. The record is from RefSeq and is a predicted model, not a curated record.